GAGAGGGAGAGGGAGUGUGUGUGUGUGCUCUGCUGUUGCUGCCCUUUGAUCCCUGCAUUAGUGUUAGUUAGGGGCUCAGAGACACACACUUACACAGAGAGCAGCCAUAGUCAAGACACGGCAACAACAACAGCACCUCCUCCACUAUUCCCUAUUCCCAACAAUACUUUGAAACCGAGGACAGCCAGGUGCACGAUAAGUCCCUGCCACCACGCUCUCUCGCAAAAAUUUCAAUGGAAAAAUACCUUUUUUCUUCUUACCCCUAAAAAGAAGGAGAAUGUGAUAAAACGGGGGAAAAUGCCAAGGAGGAAGCAGGAGCAACCUAAGCGCCUGCCUUCACAUGUGGACUCUGUCUCAGAGGGGGGGCCUGAGGGUGGUGCUGCCGAGGAUGAUGGCUGGUUCGGGAACGCCUCGGACACACCUUCGGACUCGUCCUAUGGUGAUGUGCGGCCCGAUGAGCUACGGGUCUCCCCCGAUGCAGGCAGUGGUCCAGCGAGGCCUGAGCUGGCGGACACCCCAGCGUCCGAGGGCUCGCUCGGCUGCUCCACGCCUAUUCAGCGUGCCUCUCUGGAGCUGCUGGGGCUGGACGGGGCCGUGUUGAACGCGCAGGACUCCCUCUCCUCGGUGGUGUCCUCGCUUUACGGGGACGCCACUGCCCAUGCGCUGGGCAAGCCGCUCAGCAGCAACCUGCGGCGCCUCCUGGAGUCUGGCUCCCUCAAGCUGGAGGAAGGAGCGCUGUUGGGGCGCAUAGGCGCGGGAGGCGCGGCGGCCAGAGGAGCGUCCGACUCGCCUCCCGUUGGCCUGACGCUCUCGCCGUUGUCCCACCACGCCCAGCAGCUCAGCGCCCUCGCCCGUCGCCUGGCCAACAGCAGCGGAAACAGUGCCAACUCUGCCUCCGCCUCUGCUUCACCUGUGCCUGUCACCGUCAAGCAGGAGUCCACCGGUGAUCCCUUCAGCCCCAGCAACGGCACCAGUGGCAACAACGUGGCCACCAACAGUGGCUUUGUCUGGGUGGGCAUGGCCGACAAGUGGCCACCACCGUCCGGAUGCUCUGGAGCCAGCGGCAGCAGCCUGUCUCCGGACUCGGCCAUCCAGAAGCUGAAGGCAGCGGCCAACGCUGUGCUGCAAGACAAGAGCGCUGCCGUGGCCUCGGCCUCCUCCGUCUCCUCCUCCUCCUCUUCCUCUUCCUCCUCCUCCUCCUCCUCAGUGACCUCCUCCACCUCUAUGCCACCGCUAGGCACGCGCGGCUCGGAUGACGUGGUGCGCUUCGAUGCCUUCACCUCCCCCUUUAGCCCACAGUCGGCCAGCUCCACGCUAGCGGCGCUCUCCAAGAAGGUGUCCGAGCGCAGCCAGCAGCAGCAGCAGCAGCAGCAGCAGCAGCAGAGCAGCAUGGCGGCAGCGGAGCACCAGAGCCCUGCCAGCUCCUUCCUCUCGCUCGUGUCCAUGACCUCGUCGGCUGCCCUCCUGAAGGAGGUGGCGGCACGAGCAGCAGGCAACCUACUGGCCGACAAGAAGGACACUAAUCUGGGUCCGGGCUCCACAGACGACGUGAAGCCCCUGGUGGACAGGAAUCAGAAAACCCCCACGUCCACUCAGAGCAUGGACCUGCUGCUUCCCCCCACCCCAAAGGGCAGAACCAAGUCCAGCAGUCAAGCAGGGUCCCCAGAGGAGGGCGGGAAGCCGUUCCAGUGCCCAGUGUGUGGCCUGGUCAUCAAGCGCAAGAGCUACUGGAAGAGACACAUGGUGAUCCACACUGGCUUGAAGAGCCACCAGUGCCCCCUCUGUCCCUUCCGCUGUGCUCGCAAAGACAAUCUCAAGUCCCACAUGAAGGUUCACCAACACCAAGACCGAGGGGAGACCUUCCAGUGUGACCUCUGUCCAUUCACCUCCUCGCGUCAUUUCAGCCUGAAGCUACACAUGCGCUGUCACCAACACUUCCCCCGGCCAGACGUCAAGGUCAAAGAGGAGCAGGUCACCGACAACGAGGAAGGCGAGGGGUCAUUGGCGGGCGAUGCUAGUGGUUGUGGGGACAUUGCGAUGGCCACUGACACUGAGGCGUCCCCCUCUCCUCUGCCACACAUGGACGGCCGUCUGAGGACGUCACCUGGCGAGAGCUCCAACCACAUCCAAAUCAAAGAGGAGCCCCAGGAGCGCGACGUGUCUGUGCUGUCGCCGUUCAGCCUGGGCCGGGAGCGGCCCGCCAGCAGCACCAGCUCCCUGGAGCUGCCCGGACUCAAGGCCAGCCCCGGCGGACCCACCGCCGCCUCCCUCUUCAGCCCCGACAUCACCACUAAGACGGCCACUGACCUGCUCAUGAAGCUCUCAGCGGCCAACCAGAAGGAGGGCCUUAAGGGCACACUCUGCGUGAAGGAGGAGCCAGGGGCCGAACCCUCCCAGAGCCCCCGGGCCCCUGGCUUCAGCUUCUGCCAGGAGGGGCCGGUGGGGGGGCCGAAGCCCCGGGAGGAGGGGAGCCCCAUGCUGGCCAAGAGCAGCAGUCUGCUGAGCCAGGACAUCAACAUCAAAGUGGCCUCGGAACUCCUCAUGAAGCUCUCAGAGAACAACAAGGAGACCUGUUCUCAAACGGUGACCGUCAAGGCCGAGCCUAUGGAGGUGGACCCCCCUUCUGACCCAGCCCCUCUCCCAUCUCACCUAUUGGGAUUCAGCACUUUAGGAGCAUGUGAGAAGAGGGAACCAAUGGCAAAUCUCCCAGAGGCGUUGCCCCGCCCCCAGAAGGAUCUUUUUUCCCAGGACAUAUCUGUGAAGAUGGCCUCUGAGCUCCUCUUCAAACUGUCAGAAAAAGUCAGCAAAGCUAACAGCAACAAGGACAAUACCACACUGGGCAUGAACAGUCCCUUCCUGGAUGACCGCUUCAGACAAUCACCUUUCAAUACUCGCUCCAAGAGCUCAUCACCUGCAGAAGCUAGUUCUUCAGCACAGGCCCUACAAGACUCUGAGAAGGCAGGUGGAGAGCCGGGGAACGGUCUGGCCCAGUGGAGGUUGAACGAGCAGCUCUACCCGUGCCCAGUGUGUGGGAAAGUGUUUGGCCGACAGCAAACUCUAUCCAGACACCUGUCCCUACACACAGAUGAGAGGAAGUACAGGUGUCAUUUGUGUCCCUAUGCCGCUAAGUGUCGUGCCAACCUCAACCAGCACCUGACUAUUCACUCGGUCAAGCUGGUGAGCACCGACGCUGAACACAUUGUUAAUGCCGUGACUGGCGAGAGCAAUGAACGCAAGAACUGCUCAUUCUAUUACAGCUGCCACGUGUGUGGUUUCCAGACCGAGCUGAAUGCCCAGUUUGUGAGUCACAUGUCUCUGCAUGUAGACAAGGAGCAGUGGAUGUUCUCCCUGUGCUGCACCUCCUGCGACUAUGUCACUGUGGACGAGAGUGACAUCAAGUCACAUGUAGCUGCAGAGCACUUGGGUCUGUCUCGAAGUCCGCUCAGUGAGACGAAGAGCACAUCCUCCUCUCUGUCCGCCCUCAGCGACUCUCUCAACAGCUCCGAGGGCGGCGAUGCCACUCCCAGCAGUGAGGAGCUCAAGAGUCUCCUGGCCCCGCCCUCCACCGGCAGCCAAUCAAGCUCUGGCUCAGGGUCAGACGAGAAGUCCGAGAAAGGCUUUGAAUGUGUGUUCUGUAACUUUGUGUGUAAGACACGGGCCAUGUACGAGCGGCACCUGCAGAUCCACCUCAUCACGCGCAUGUUUGAGUGCGACGUCUGCCACAAGUUCAUGAAGACGCCGCAGCAGCUGCUGGAGCACAAGAAGUGCCACUCCGUGCCCACUGGAGGACUCAAGUGCCCAUUCUGUGUGUACUCCACCAGCAGGCCCGCGGCCCUGGAGUGCCACCUGAAGACCCACUGCAAGCCGGAGUACCGCUGCCGCAUCUGCCAAUCGGUGUGGGCAGACCAGGCCGAGCUGGAGGGGCACGCGCGUGCCCACCGGCUGGGCAACCACUACCGCUGCGAGCAGUGCGGCUACCUCUCCAAGACGGCCAACAAGCUGAUCGAGCACGUGCGCGUGCACACAGGCGAGCGGCCCUUCCGCUGCGACCGCUGCAGCUACAGCUGCAAGCGCAAGGACAACCUCAACCUGCACAAGCGCCUGAAGCACGCCCCGCGCCAGAGCUACAGCUGCAGCCUCUGCCCCUUCACCACCACGCACCCCUUCGUCUUCAGCCGACACCUCAAGAAGCACCAGGGGGGAGGAGGGGGAGGGGAAGGGAGCGCCGAGGAAGGCGAGGCCCAGCAGGGCAGCUCUUGCCUGGGCCUGGGCGGAGGGCGGGAGGCCCUGCUGCUGCUGGAGGAGGAGGCGGGCCUGGGCGGCAGCAGCAGUGGGAGCGGCGGCAGUAACAGCAGCAGCCCCCUCAUGAGCCUGUCGGCCUCGCAGGCCCUGCAGUCGGUGGCGCUGUCCAUCAGGUGCAAGCAGCAGCAGCGCCAGGGCGCCUCGCCUCUCCAGCACUACCUCUCCGCCAACGGCUUGGCAGCGCCCACACCUCCGCUCCCGGCCCUGGCGUCUGCGUGGUCGCCGCGUGCCGGCUCGCUGGCGUCCAGCUACUACGAGCAGUACAGGAACUGUGAGCUGGCUCACCUCAUCCCGCUCACCACACUCUUCACCAUGCGCCGCUACGCGCCCCACGGCUUGCCCUCCUCCUCCUCUUCCUCCCCCUCUCCCUUCUCCUCUUCUCCCUGCCUCUCCAGACAGGGGCGCAUCACAUCCCUUCCUUCACCCAAAACUCCCAGCUCUCUCAAACACUCCUUCCUGGCUUACCUGGGACUGACCGAGCGCGCUAAAACUGUCUGACCUGUUGUCCUCCUUCCACCUUUUUCCUUUCAUAUUUUCCUGCAUCCCUCGACUCCCUCGGCCCUCUUCAUGCCUGAACUAUUAGGUUAAAUAAGACAGUCAUCUGUACCACUUAAAAGUGGCUUCUUUCCAAUCAAGGGCAACAAAUGCCCAAAUGCUGGCCAGAAGGCUAGCCACGGUAGAGACAAUGAACCAUUUAUCAAAAAGAGAAGGAAAAAGGCUACAUACUGAAUGCAUUUAUAUCAAAGCUGCUUUGUCCUCUUGCUUAUAUCAAUCCAAUUAUUACUCCCUUUUGGUUUGUUUUUCUUUCUUUCUUCUCAAAGGUUUUUCAGAGACCAGGAAAAAACAAAACAAAUAGUAUGGCGUAAUCCUUUUCUUUUUGACUAGGAUAAAAAAAAGUAAGAAGAGUUAAAAGAAAAAAAAGAGAAUCUGCAAGCGCUAUUUUUUUGUGCAUUUAUGUCUUUUUGCCAAGCAUCAGAUAGCAUGCCUAUGUGUUAGAAUGGGGUUUGAUUUGACAUCAUGUAUGGGCUUUUUGUAUGAUAUAAUCUCCCAGGGUGUUUAUAGGCCCUGUUCCCCAGCCAGUCCAUGAAAGAGACUGCUUUCUAUAUUUAACAAAAAAAUGUCCUUUCUCCAAAGCCACGCCUCAAAUCACGCACUUGAUUAUUUAUCAGAUUGUACAUAGUUUGGCAUUUGUUUGUUAGGUGGGUUAUUUUUGGUCACUUGGCUUGGGUUGUUUUUGUAGAUUUGGUGAAACCAAACACAUUAACACUAAUCUCACCUGUCUUAUGGGCUGCCCCUUCUUUCGUAACUGCACGGUGGAGGAGCUGCUUUUCUCCCCUGAUGGUGCCAUGCUGGUGCCAGACCCAUAGAGAUCUCUGCCACGUGUGAAGCCUCCGGGGUGGUUGGCGGCACGCUGUAGCUAGUGAUGUUCCCGCCAUCCCUGAAACCCACCAGUGGCUGGUAUCAGCAGUGGCAUGACUAAGGCAGUGCAGAGACCAUCGACGUGACCUUAAAGAUGAGAUGUGGGUCAGGAAAGCUCCUUGCAAAUAGGUCAUGUAUUUAACAGAAAGCAAAGCUAUGUCUACAUUUCAUCAGAUAUGGACUUUUUUUUUUCCGUGGAGGUGACUGGCAAGUCAGGGGAAACUCUGCAGACCCAGUCACCAAAGGCCGAUUUAAUGGUGCUUUUUGGAGGUUUUUUGUAAUUUUGUGUAAAAAGAACUGUUCCAAAAUGACUUGAAUGAAUGUAUUUUAUUUUCCUUUGGGUUCAAUGUUAAAGUGAUACAGAGGUAACUGGACUGAGUGUAACGUGAAUUUGAGGAUUGGAGUAUAUUAUUGGUGGCCUUCUGUGUCUGGUUCUGUUCAUCUUUUUGCAUAUUCAGUUUUUGUGUUAUUUUUGGAAUUUGUACUGAGCCUUUUAAAAAUGUAGAAUAUGAAAAUAAUGAUUACCUGUACUAACAAAAAUUGAGGAAUCAUUGAAAAAUGGCUCCAAGUGCAAUGUGGAUGCUGCCAUUUAAUGAGUUAAUGAUGAUGUAUGUAGAAGCUGGGCAGACAUGGUACUGUUUUGACAUCCCCCUCUUAUAUUUGAGUUGUGAAUGUACUUCAUCACAUUUCAGAGACAGAAAGCACUUAGGCCCUCAAAAGUCUGACGUUUUGAUGCCACCCAUACAUAAGCAUGGUGACAAUGUGUGGUCCUGAUGAUGAAACAAGCUGAUCAAUAUGCCUUU
Messenger RNA from Alosa sapidissima (American shad), 6524 nucleotides. RefSeq names its product zinc finger protein 827 (gene znf827). Gene Ontology annotation, cellular component: nucleus. The coding region runs from base 298 to 4800 and encodes 1500 amino acids. NCBI's taxonomy places the organism in Eukaryota, Metazoa, Chordata, Actinopteri, Clupeiformes, Clupeidae. The record is from RefSeq and is a predicted model, not a curated record. The transcript has 14 exons. Gene Ontology annotation, biological process: regulation of gene expression.